GAUCAGAAACACAAACUCCUAGCUGAGACUUGUCAAAUGGCAGAAAGUACUCAACGUUGUAGUCUCCACGAUAAAGUCAUUUGAACUCCUACACCACAGUAGCAUAGCACAUAAGUAAGUCGAUAACAAAACUAUAAAAACUAAUCCACAUACCAUGCUACUAGUAUGAUCUUAUAUAAACAGUUAACAUUGUGAAUUAUUAUAAAAUGUUCAUACACGUGAUGCAUGUCUCAUUUCUCUACUCCGACUAACUAGUAUGAUAUUGGUAAAUAGGUCAUGUUCCUAUUUAAUGCAGAAUAGUUGGUUGCUUACACACAUAAGUAAUUUAUUUACACAAAAUGAAAUUCACUAUAGGUGCUGGCAAACCAAGAUGAGGAGAGAAAGAAAUAGAAAGGAAACGGAUUCCAUGAGAGUAACCAGAAAGCAAAAAGAUAUGAAAAGGAUGUGAAAGAACUCGACAUGGAUCAAACUCAAGCAGCAGUCUUUGAAGUGUCGAUGCUUGAAUAAUUUACAAUAUUAUCGUAUUCGGCCCAAAGGCCAAAGUAAUAUACUAGUAUAUAGAUACUAUCAUAAGCUAUUCAUCACAUACAAUCUUUUCUUUUAGUAAUAAACUACACAUCUUGUAAAAUAUCAUUACAAACUGAACGUGCGAAUAAUGUCAAUCUCUGAAAAUAUCUUCAUGUGAAAAAAACAGUGUAGAUUUAGGCAUUUACUGGAGAAGAACAAAAAGGUGGACCACUCAACGGGUUGCGACGAAAUACAAAGUCUUACACAAACGUUGAUAAUUUGCAUUUGCGAAGGUUGUGGUCACAAGAAAGUGUUAUAUUUCACUCAUACCAUGUGAUGUGACUACCACACACUCCUCCAAUGUUAUUUACAUUGUAGUUUCUUUUGGGGUUAAAUUAUUGCAAGUUACAACAUGCAUGGGACCCAAUCUUGGCGAUAAUGUCAAUUUUUUUUUCUAUCUUCAACAAUCAAGAUUGUCUGAUGAAAGAUAAUAAACCAUAAAAUGAGGCAAAAGUUUGAAUAGGUAAUUUAAAGCGAAAUGGCGCAUCCUUAACGUUAGCAAAGUGUAUGUCAAAAAUAGAUGUCCAUAUUAACAUCUGCAAACAGAUGUAUGAAACCAUAGAUGGGCAGCUAAUUUAUAAUUUUAUAUUAACCAUGAAUGGUCUUUUAUUUUUUACACACGGAAAUAAAAGACCAAAGAAGAAAGACUUUUUCACUCAGAAGUUCCAUUUUCCCUGGAGAAAUAGAAUUGGAUUUAAAAGAAAAUUGUGUAAAUUACUAAAGAAAAUAAAACCUGUUUGCAUGUUGACUUGACCAGUGCGACGCGACACUAAGACCAAUCCAUCCUUUGAAACCAGCAUUACGCGGUUACGUAGAUUCCCGUCACAGCCCAGUUAUCGUCCUUUAAAAUGUGAAAGCUCAACGAGUCACUUUAACACUCGCAGUCCUCUCUUACUCAUAAUAGUCUUUUUCAUUUUCUCCAAUCAACAACCAAAGUUUGUACCCUUUUUUUUUGCAAUCCUUCGAGAUCUUUAACACGAGUGACCUUCAAAGACUGUCUCUUAGUUUGUUGACAAAAAAAAAAAAAAGUAACUCAAUUCUCUUACCUUUAUCUCUGCUCUGCUUUGGUUUGGUUUGUUUACUUGAUGUUCUGUUUCAUUGUCAAAUUGUCUUACAAAUAUAUGUUUAUCAAACUUGGCAGAAUCUUGAAACUUGCUGUGUUAGAUGGGAAUUGACAUCACUACCCGGAUAGAGAAGUUGCCUCAUUCCUUCAAGAUGCACUCUUCCAUGUGCUUAGAGUUAAAGAACUUAGUUGAUAGUAUCAUGAGCAUCUUUCCUGAUAUAGAAGAUGCUCGACCCGGAUCCUCCUCAGGGAUACAGACUCUAUGUUUGCUCAACAAAGCUUUGGAGAAAGCUAAGCUGCUUCUUCAGUACUGCAGCGAAUCCAGCAAACUCUACAUGGCAGUAACAGGAGAUGGUAUACUCUCAAGAGGUUGUAGAGCCAAGAAGUUAUUAGAGCAAAGCUUAUCUGACAUCAGAAGCAUGAUAACUCAAAUAGUCCAAGAUCUGAGAUCAACUGUGUUGUCUCUUGAACCAUCUGAAGAAGAAGCUGGGAAAGCUGUUAGAGAACUGAUGCAGCUGGGCACAUCUUCUCCUGAUGAGAUUAGAGAUUUCCAUUAUGCAGCGGUGAAGCUCCAUCUUUCAACUCCUGAGGCAAUUGUGAUUGAGAGAAGAUCCUUAAAGUCGCUUUUAGUGAAACUAGGGGACAAGAGACAGGUUCUGAAGUAUCUUCUCUGUCUUUUAAAGAAGCAUGAGGAGAUCAUUUUGAGAGAUAACUCUUUCACGCAGCUUCAGUCUGUUGAUGAUCUUGUGUGUGCUAGUGCUGUAGAAGCCGGGUGUACUGACUUCAACUCAAGCUUCUCGACUGAAUCAGGAACUGAAGUCACAGACUCUACUCACAGGGAGGUGGAGAUAGGCUCUCUCUCUUCCCUCUUGAAGAUGGCAGAGUCUGGAGCAGACCAUCUCCAGGAAGACGCUAUGAACACACUCAAGAGCCUCUCCUCGAGCAACGAGAUUUGUCUGGAAAUGGUUUCUCUCGGUUUCGUCAAGAAACUCACAUCUUUCUUGCAACAAAGCGUGUUCAGCAAGCAAUCGAUCAUCAUUCUAAGGAACCUCUGCAACACGGAGAAAGGAAGGGUUUGUAUAACGGAAACACCUGGUUGUUUAGCUUCAAUAGCUGAACUGCUGGACUCAGAUGUUACCGAGGAGCAAGAGAAUACAAUCUCCAUCCUCUUACUUCUUUGUGUGGAGAAGAUAGAGUAUUGCAGCCUUGUUGUGAGAGAGGGCGUUGAUAUUUACUCAUCUCUUUUCUUGAUAUCCAACAAUGGAACGGAGGAAGCCAAGGUUGGUGCAUCAGAGUUGCUUAGAGCUCUUGAAGAAGUAGAUUCCAACAGUCCUCCAGAAGGUGCAACUACUUCACAGGCUGUUAUUACUCCAGUUAAGCAUCAAGAACCGAUGCUAACAACUCCAUCUCUGAAGAAGUCUGGUCUUUUUGGACUCAGAUUCCCAUUCUCAAGUAGAAGAAACGUUUGUUAGGGUGUUUUAAUUUAAGCCUUUUUUUGUCUAGUUUUCUAUAUACUAAUGUAAGUGUAGUUGUAAGUUAAAUGGGAGAAGGACUGUGAGGACAAAUUUGAUUUCCUCUGUCUUUAUAAUAAAAUAAAUGGUUUCCUCUGUC
Brassica rapa (field mustard) is the source of this 3241-nucleotide messenger RNA. RefSeq names its product U-box domain-containing protein 5. Lineage: Eukaryota; Viridiplantae; Streptophyta; Magnoliopsida; Brassicales; Brassicaceae. The record is from RefSeq and is a predicted model, not a curated record.